Molecule: messenger RNA, 1527 nt
Organism: Cuscuta epithymum
Lineage: Eukaryota; Viridiplantae; Streptophyta; Magnoliopsida; Solanales; Convolvulaceae
Source: the annotation of a GenBank genome assembly
AUCGAAUUGAAGGUGGAUAGCAUACAAUAGAGUAGAAGAAAGAAGGAAUUGAAGAGAUAGAAAAUGGAAGGAGGGGUACGAAUGGCGAUGGAGAUGCUGCUGGUUCAGGCUAUCGCGACGGGCUUACAGCUUCUGUCGAAGGUCAUUUUGGGACAAGGAGCUUUUGUCUUUGCUCUCAUGACUUACCGUAACAUUGUUGCUGCUUUCUGUGUGGCCCCUUUCGCUUUCUUCCUCGAAAGGGAUAGUCUGAAGAAAUUGAGUUUUUCUGCUGUGAUAUGGAUCUUUUUUGUUGCAUUAUCCGGGAUCACUAUGGCUAUGGGAUUCUUUUACUUUGGUCUCCAAAACACAUCAGCAACUUAUGCUACCAAUUUUCUCAAUCUAAUUCCAAUAGUAACCUUCGUCUUCUCGAUAAUUACUCGUGUAGAGAAGUUGAGAUUGAAAACCAAGGCUGGAAAUAUUAUACUCAUAGGAAUAAUGUCGUGCCUUGCGGGAGCGUUGACAAUUACAUUGUACAAAGGCAAAACAUUUCAUCUAUCUACUAUCAACAUCAAUAAUCAUGCAAUUGCCCCUACUGUGAAACCAAAUUGGGGACUUGGAACUAUCUUUCUGGCGUGUAGUUGUAUAAGUUAUGGUUUCUGGUUCAUUAUUCAGGCAAAAUUGUUCAAGAUAUUUCCAUACAAAUAUUGUGCAACCACUCUAAUAUGCAUAUUUGCUACAUUUCAAAGCAUGGUAGUGGGUUUAUUUAUUGAUAGAACAAAAGCCUCCUGGAAAUUGGGAUGGAAUUUGCAACUAGUUACUAUACUCUAUUCGGGUGCAUUAGCUACGGCAGCAACAUUUUGCUUAAUCUCAUCAGCAGUAGCUCAAAGAGGUCCAACUUAUCCUUCCAUUUUCAAUCCGCUCUCUUUAAUAUUGGUAGCCAUUGCAGAGUCCGCUUUACUUGGUUCCUCCAUUUCAGUGGGAAGCUUGAUUGGUAUGACAUUAAUCAUUGUGGGAUUGUAUUUAUUCCUAUGGGGGAAGAACUUAGAGAUCAAAAGCCUAAUUAUUUCAAAUAUGAGGAAAACUGAAGCUCAAGUAACGGCCGUUGGUACUAAUUCAUUGCAAUCAACGGCUGUUGUGGUUCCAACAUCUUCCCCAAAUGAGAGGCACAUUCAUAUUGACUUUGCCGAUGAAGAAGAGGAAAUGACAAAACCUAAGUAGAAAAUGAGGGUAUUUUUCUAUUUAUUAGUUGGGGAAUUGAAACUAAUUCCGGCAGGACCUUCUCAUGCACCAAUAUUGCAGAUCAAAUUAAUUUUUUAGUUGUAGCUGAAAAUGUAACAUAUCUUUUAAUUUUUUAUGUAAUUCAAAUGUAAAACUAAUUAAUUUUUAGAUAUCAUUUGCUUCAUUAUUUUAUAUUUACACCAUGAUCUUAGAUACAGUUGGAACAAGCUAGGAGCAAUUUUAUGUUGUAAACGUGAGGGUGUAAAUGAUUUGAGUCGAUAACAAUUCUAUUUUAUAAAUUUAAACUUCAAUAAAAAAAAGUUAACUAUC